Molecule: messenger RNA, 1042 nt
Organism: Cherax quadricarinatus
Lineage: Eukaryota; Metazoa; Arthropoda; Malacostraca; Decapoda; Parastacidae
Source: RefSeq, a predicted model, not a curated record
GAUUACAGCAUAUUUUGGAUUUUUAGAAAUUUGCCAGCCUAAGGCAGGCGAGACAGUGCUGGUGAAUGGUGCUGCAGGAGCUGUAGGUAGUAUUGUGGUGCAGAUUGCUAAGAUGAAAGGUUGCAAGGUAAUUGCCUUUGCUGGAUCAGAUGAGAAGGUUGCAUGGGUCAAGGAGCUAGGAGCUGACUAUGCCUUUAACUACAAGACAACAAAUAUUGGUGAAGCACUGAGUCAGGCUGCACCAGAGAACAUCAACUGUUACUUUGACAAUGUUGGUGGACAGUUUUCUGCAGAGGUGCUGCCUCAUUUAGCAGAUUUAUGCAGAGUGUCUGUCUGUGGUGCCAUCUCCACCUACAAUGAUGACAGCAAGGACAUUGGUGCUGUCUCUCUAACAAGCCCCUUCAGUGAAGCAACAUUAAUCUGGAAACAGCUUCGUGUUGAGGGCUUUUUAUGUUACCGCUGGAAUGAUCGGUGGACGGAGGGUCUGAAACAGUUACAACAUUGGGUAUUGGAGGCAUUUUAGUCGCCUCUUACAACAUGCAUGGCUUACAGAGGAAGAAUUCUGUUCCACUUCCCCAUGGAGAUAAGAGGAAAUAAAGAAUAAGAACUAGAAAGAAAAUAGAAGAAAACCCAGAGGGGUGUGUAUAUAUGUGCUUGUACAUGUAUGUGUAGUGUGACCUAAAUGUAAGUAGAAGUAGAAAGACAUACCUGAAAUCUUGCAUGUUCAUGAGACAGAAAAAAGGACACCAGCAAUCCUACCAUCAUGUAAAACAAUUACAGGCUUUCGUUUUACACUCACUUGGCAGGACGGUAGUACCUCCAACUUUAAGAAAUGCAGUUGAAUAAUAAAAAUUGCACGAAUUAUGUUCCUAAAGGUCUUGCAAAAUCUGAAUUCAUGAAUAUUUGUACUGUAAUACAAAAUUGUCAGCAUAAAAGCUUGUUUCAGAUGCCUUAUCUUUUAAAAUAUGCUAAUCUGGUUAAUACUGACAUUAAUGAAAGUCGCUGAAAAAAAAAAAAAAAGUUGGAGUGGUCAAGACAUCAA